This is a messenger RNA of Zophobas morio, 2509 nucleotides long. Its product is annotated as cationic amino acid transporter 4. Gene Ontology annotation, molecular function: amino acid transmembrane transporter activity. Lineage: Eukaryota; Metazoa; Arthropoda; Insecta; Coleoptera; Tenebrionidae. Gene Ontology annotation, biological process: transmembrane transport; amino acid transport. The record is from RefSeq and is a predicted model, not a curated record. Gene Ontology annotation, cellular component: plasma membrane. Bases 226 to 2190 code for a protein of 654 amino acids. The transcript has 5 exons.
AUUUUCUGCGAAUGAAGUAAGAGACCUAAAAUUAAUCUAACCGCGUUAUUAUCGGCGAACAAAGUAAGAUAAAUUAAGCCGUGAAUUAUUGCUUACAAGCUCGUAAAUUCGUAAGUUUCGUGUAGCCAAGUAUUAUGUGAAAGUCGACGAUGGUUAUUCCUUAUUUUGGAUCACAUUAUAUGUUGCAAAAAAGAAAUAUUUGAAGAAAGAAGAGUAAAAUCUACUAUGCUGUUUUUAGCUAAAACCCUGUACAGUGCGAUGCCCGGAUCGAGAAAAAUGAUCCUCAAACACGUAAUGUCCGGAAUAUGUUCAAAAAUGAACCGAACCAAACAGUUACCCUCGGAUAUAAUGGAAACCCCGUUAAAUAGAUGUCUUAAUACUUUCGAUAUAACUUUACUAGGGGUUGGCCAUAUGGUAGGAGCGGGCAUCUACGUCCUCACAGGAACCGUAGCGAAGGAUCUUGCCGGUCCUGGAAUAAUCCUCUCUUUCCUGCUGGCAGGUUUAGCCUGUCUGCUGUCGGCUUUAUGUUAUGCGGAAUUCGGGACGCGCGUCCCUAAAGCCGGCUCUGCAUACGUCUACACAUACAUCAGCAUAGGAGAAUUUUGGGCCUUCGUAAUCGGCUGGAACAUCCUCCUCGAGCACAUGAUAGGCGCUGCCUCCGUGGCACGGGCAUGGAGUGGCUACGUCGACUCCCUCUUUGGAGGAGUCAUCAGCAACACCACCAUCUCCUUAACAGGCGAGCUUCACGAGCAACUCCUUGGUCGCUACCCAGAUUUCCUUGCCUUCACUGUAUGCAUCGUCUACGCUCUCCUCUUGGGAAUCGGCGUCAAAGGCUCAACAAUGGUCAACAGCCUCCUAACCAUCAUCAACUUGGGAGUAAUGGGUUUAGUCGUAACAGUUGGGUUAUAUUACGCUGACGAACAAAACUGGACCAGCCUCAAAGGAGGAUUCCUUCCAUAUGGAGUAGGAGGAGUGAUUGCAGGAGCAGCGACUUGUUUCUACGCCUUCGUGGGGUUUGACAGUAUCGCAACAUCUGGAGAAGAAGCUAAAAAUCCUUCGUUCUCUAUACCCAUGGCGACGGUCUUGUCGAUGGGAAUCGUCACUUUAGGGUACAUUUUGGUUUCAGCGGCUUUAACCCUGUUAGUACCAUACUACGAUAUUAACCCUAAUGCAGCCCUUCCGGAAGCUUUUAGUCAUGUAGGAAUGCACUGGGUGAAGUACGUCGUAUCUCUAGGGGCUAUCUGUGGCAUGACAACCACUCUCUUCGGUUCUCUUUUCUCUUUGCCCCGUUGCAUGUACGCGAUGGCCGUCGAUGGACUCCUCUUCAGCUUCUUGGGCAACAUCAACACGAAAACGCAACUACCUCUAACCAAUCUAGUAAUUUCUGGCCUAUGCUCAGCCGUGAUAGCCUUAUUGUUUGACUUGGAAAAAUUAGUUGAAUUUAUGUCCAUCGGUACUUUGCUAGCAUACACUAUAGUCAGUGCUUGUGUGAUAAUCUUACGCUAUCGACCAACCUUUGAACCUAUAGCCAAACCUGCCUCUACUCCAGCAUCAGAAGUUUCUGCUUCUACUUCAGAAUUAACCACCCCGGGCUCAGAAAUCGUGUGUCUAGUAGGUACUCUCCGCGUCCAGUACAGCUGGCUAGGACCAAUUUUCGGAAACUGUGAACCUGGCUCAGUUGUAACAGUUUGUGUCUUUGUUUUUACCACUUUCAGUGCGGCACUUUGUAUCCUUUUCCAAGUCUCGAGCAACGAUCUGGAAAACGGAAUUUGGUGGACGAUCAUUUUGGCGAUUUUCUUCAUUUUCAUAAUGAUUUCGGCGUUGGUGGUUAUCGUAGCACACCACCAAAACUCAGCUGGUUUAAGAUUCAAAGUACCGAUGGUACCAUUUAUCCCAGCUUUAAGUAUUUUAUGUAACAUCGAGUUUAUGGUACACUUGAAUAUUUUAACUUGGUUGAGAUUCUUCGUUUGGAUGAUUUUGGGCAUGUUGGUGUACUUUUUGUAUGGAAUACACCACAGCAAAGAAGGUGAAGGCAAUUCUUCGUAUUCAAUUCUGAUGACCUCGUCGGAAGCCGUGAAAGAAAAAUGGGGUUCUACGACUAAAACCAUGUUUAAAGGGGCUUUUACUAGAAGGAAAUCUUCAAACGGGGAUAGAAGUGCCAUUAUAGAUGAAGAAGAAAGUACUGAAUAAGUUUACUGAGUCAAAUUAUAUAUUAUAACAUGAAGUUGCUAUUUGAUGUUGUAUAGGAUGUUCAAAGAGAAGUAGUCUCAAUGAAAGGGAUUUUGCGCUCGAAUGAAGGUCACAAUAAGUUAUAAAUGCCACUUUGUAUCGGAAAAUUUCAAUAACAACAGACAUAUCGCGGGCGACGGAAACAGAAAGAGGUACAAAUUGACUACUCUUCUUUGAUCAUCCUGUUGUAUAGAUGAAACUGAAUCAAAACUACAAAGGAAGAUAUAUAUUGUAAAUAUGAUAGAUAUAUAAAUGUUACAUUAAAGAAAAUCAGAGUAAG